Cuscuta europaea is the source of this 999-nucleotide messenger RNA. The record is from the annotation of a GenBank genome assembly. NCBI's taxonomy places the organism in Eukaryota, Viridiplantae, Streptophyta, Magnoliopsida, Solanales, Convolvulaceae.
CAACAAUGGAAGUGGGUACCCGAGAAGACAAAGGAUUUAUAUUGGGAGCAAUUCCAGGAUUUAGUAAACUGGGAUAUAUCCAAGUUCAGUGAUGAAGACAUCAGGAAGGGUUACGAAAAUUAUCUUAAGCAUCGUGCUUAUUCCAAUAUAAUGUCUAAAAUCAGGGCUUGUCGGCCUCUAACUGUGAACGACUUCACUUGGGGGGUUGUGGAAGAGUUUCGUGGGUCUAUUACAUUUCAAAGAUUGUCUGAUUCUGGGAAAAAGAAUCGGAUUGCCGGUGGAGAUAGAUGCAAACAGUAUGGAGGGUCUCGGUCUGCAGCAGAUUUGGCAGCACAAGAGUCAAGUGUUUCAGGAGAGGAAGUUAACACUGUCAAAAUCUGUGUAACUUAUCAUCCAAGAAAGAGAAAGAAUGGAGAACUAAUUGACUAUGGCUCACAAUCAGAAGUCAUGCAAACUCAACAAUCUGAAGCUGAAAUUGGGGGCUCCAAGAAUGCAUCUAAAGCUGCAGUUGCUGAAUUGAAUUCCAAAUAUUUGGAAAUCGCUGGAGGAAGAAACAAAAAAGUAUUCGGAUUAGGAAAGUAUGCAAAAGCUUUCCUUCAACAAUUGGAAUCAAAAUACCGAAAAGCUUCCACAUCUUCACAGCGUGCACAUGAAUUUUGUGUCUAUUGGGAUGAACACAUGCGGAAGUGGUUAUCUUCACAAGGCGAGGAAUGCCCACCGGUAAUGCCACUCGUGGAUGAAAGCUUGCUAGAUGAAGAUCCUUGUUCACUCUCAAAAACUUUUGAGCAAACAUGGCUUCCAUUUCUGAAAACACUUGGAAUGGAUGCACCAUGUUUUUUCCAUUUUACUCCAUCAUCCUCUCAAGAUUCUCAAAACACUUGAGUAUUUGUUAUUUCCAAUUAUAUAUCCAACUAGUAUCCAUAUUAUGAAUUUAGUUGUAUUUUUGGAUUGUGGUAUGACUUUACUUAUGGUACUCACAAUGAAUGUUGGUUGUUAAAG